This is a messenger RNA of Plasmodium cynomolgi strain B, 1059 nucleotides long. RefSeq lists its product as hypothetical. Gene Ontology annotation, biological process: positive regulation of neutrophil extravasation; homotypic cell-cell adhesion; T cell extravasation. The record is from RefSeq and is a predicted model, not a curated record. The transcript has 2 exons. NCBI's taxonomy places the organism in Eukaryota, Apicomplexa, Aconoidasida, Haemosporida, Plasmodiidae. The coding region runs from base 82 to 1059 and encodes 325 amino acids.
GUGAGGGGUUCACCUCCAUUACCCUCAGAGGAAGAAUACAAUAAAUUCGAAGAAAGAUGGAAGACUUGUCAACAUUUCCGUAUGGGAGAGUAUUGUAACCAGGAUGUAACGAAUAAAGUAUGGGACACAUUGAAAAUAUGGAACCUAGAUGUGUGGAGCAAGAAUGGGAACUUCGCCACUGGAAUUGUAAGAAACUAUUAUUACGCCUGUAUGAAGAACACAGGGAACGCAUCCGAUAACACACCUUGUUAUUUUUUAUACUUCUGGAUAGGUGCUAAAUUAAAUGAAAAUUUGAAAGAUGGUCAACAACUGCAAAGAGUCAUGAAUUCAAUAUAUGAUAAGCUAAAAAAUUUCCAAUUUAAGUAUAAAAACAGUAAUAAAUGCAAUAAUAUAUAUCCUCAUAUGAACACAUACCUCUUCGAACAUGCUAAGAACCUGUUCGACUGGAAAUAUAACUAUGAUGCCCUGAAGAAGCGGGCGCAGCGUGGUGAAUGCUCCUGUAUUGAAAAGUACACCGCACAACUGGAGAGUGCUAAAUCUACAUAUGGGACUGUAAGUAGUAUUUGUGAAAACGGUGGUCCCGAUGAAUAUUGUACAAAAUUUAAUAGCGUACGUAAUCAAUGGAACCCGCAGAAUCUACCAAAAUUAGAGUGCAAGGAACCUAGUGCUGGUGACGACUUCGACCGUGGCGACGCCGUGGUAGAUGGUGCUGAUGAUGAGCAACAACCAUCGAAGACGAAACCUAAACCGAACCCAAACCAGGCCGGAUCCUCUGGUUCUUUUAGUGACGCCGACCUGACCGACGGCGUCAGUGGAGGGGAAGGAAAAGGUGGUUCUGAUGGGGGUGUUAGUUACAGAAUAGAAGGUGAAGAAGCUCGUUACACAACCUUAUUUUCUUGGAUAAAAAACUUCUUUGGAAGGAAUAGAAAAAGAGAGUCCGUUCUACAUGAAUUAAACGCCUCCUCGGACGGUACAUCUAUAGAUUAUACAAGAUCAAACCUAACAGGAACCGAUUACAUGACGGAAUAUUCUAUUCCAUAUACAUCAUCCUUCAGGUGA